Rhincodon typus (whale shark) is the source of this 1559-nucleotide messenger RNA. RefSeq names its product mitogen-activated protein kinase 14B-like. Gene Ontology annotation, molecular function: ATP binding; MAP kinase activity. Gene Ontology annotation, cellular component: cytoplasm; nucleus. Gene Ontology annotation, biological process: protein phosphorylation; intracellular signal transduction. The coding region runs from base 61 to 1215 and encodes 384 amino acids. The record is from RefSeq and is a predicted model, not a curated record. The transcript has 11 exons. NCBI's taxonomy places the organism in Eukaryota, Metazoa, Chordata, Chondrichthyes, Orectolobiformes, Rhincodontidae.
ACUCACCUGAACCUGCACUCAAGCAGUUCCGCCUGUGCUGUCUUCGGAAAACUCAGGGACAUGGGGACCCCGGUCAGGAAAGGCUUCUACAGGCAAGAGCUUAACAAGACCGUCUGGGAAGUGCCGCUCAGGUACACCGACCUGACCCCGAUAGGAUCAGGGGCGUAUGGAAGCGUGUGUUCAGUGAUUGACCAGAAGACCGGAGAGAAAGUGGCUGUAAAGAAACUGCACCGACCCUUCCAGUCUCUGACUCAUGCUAAGCGAGCGUACCGUGAACUCCAGCUGCUCAAGCACAACAAACACGAAAAUGUUAUUUGUUUGCUCAAUGUCUUUUCACCAGAAGACUAUUUACAUACAUUCCAGAGCUUAAACUCAUCUCCAGAUCUGAGUACACUGGUGUUCCCCAUGCCCACUCAAAAUACAGUGACCUUCAUUUUGAAUCCUAAAAGUGAAUCAAAUUAUUCAUUCAAAAAGAGGAAUAUUUUUAUCUCAAUGUCAAGAAGUAAGGCUUUUACUUUGGUAUUUACUAGUAUUCUGACUGUUUUCUUUCCACAGUACAUCCAUUCUGCUGGGAUUGUGCACAGGGACCUCAAACCUAGCAAUCUAGCAGUGAACCAGAACUGUGAACUGAAGAUCUUAGAUUUUGGACUAGCUCGUCCGACUGAGACAGAAAUGACGGGUUACGUUAUAACUCGCUGGUACCGACCUCCUGAGAUCAUUCUGAAUUGGAUGCACUACAGUUAUUCAGUGGAUAUUUGGUCAGUGGGCUGCAUCUUGGCUGAGAUGGUCACAAGAUCAGUGAUUUUUCCCGGAUUUGACCAUUUUGAUCAACUGAAGAAGAUCAUGAAUGUCACAGGAACACCACCACAAUCCCUUGUGGAUAAGAUGCAGAGUGAAGAGGCAAGAAACUAUGUUUGCUCGCUCACACCAAAACAGAAGAAAGAUUUCCAGCAGGUUUUUCCCACAAUGAAUAAACAAGCGGUUGAUUUGCUGGAAAAGAUGCUGCACCUAGACCCCGAUGAGAGAAUUACUGCUUGUGAUGCAUUAGCACAUCCAUAUCUUACUGAAUAUCAUGAUCCAGCUAAUGAGCCAGUGGCAGAACCAUAUGAUGAUUCCUUUGAAAAUCUGGACCUAAAGAUUGAAGAAUGGAAAAGCCUUCUUCACAUGGAGAUCACUACCUUUGACCCAGAAAAUCCAAGACAAAUGGCAACAUGAUGCUUUUCAAUCGUGUUUCGUGAUACUUCUAAAAUGAGAUAAUGCAAAUUCAUUUUUUAACAUCAUAAAAACUGAAGCUGAAAUCUCUAGGCUGUGUCAUUGCUGUUAACUUGCAUCCUCUUCUUUCCUUUGCUCCACAAAGCAGCCAUUUUUCAAAUGUAACCUUAAAGUAACAUCCAGCAAAGGUACAAUCACAAGAAAUAAAACAGUAAAUUCCAGACAAAUAGAUUUAACCCAGACCUGCUGUGGACUAAGCUGGCAGCACAGUGGCUCAGUGGUUGGCAGUACUGUCUCACAGUGCCAGUGACCUGGGUUCAGUUCCAACCUUGGAUAACUAUCUGUGU